UUGAGGAUGUUUUUCCUUUCUUUCUCGGUGCUUUCACCUACAGGACUAAAAGAAAUGCCCCUCCUCUUGCGAUUUUUAUCACAAUCAAAAUAAACAUUUAUCUUUGUGAAACAUGAAAGACGCGACUGGAGCGCACUCUUCCUUCGAUGGAAAUUAAAGCGAGGCGUUUUCUAUUUAUUUUUUUUAUUGCGUUUUUUACGCACGGAUAGGAUCAAUAGCGCAGCUCGGAUGUGAGGUUGUGAUCCAGCUCUUGAGGCUCUAGUUUUUCCUCUUUUAUUGCGGGAUUAUGAUUUUGGAUAAAAGCUCCAUGGAGGAGCCUGACAUCGACGUUGUUGGAGAGCAGGAUAAAGAUGCUCAAGUUCAAAUGUCAAGAAGUGAGUGCAGGAUCAAGGAGAAGGAUCCAGAAGACGAAUCGAAGCGCAGCGACGGAACCCGCGUUACGUGCGUAAAACCGCCGUACUCCUACAUCGCGCUCAUUACUAUGGCAAUCCUGCAGAGCCCCCGCAAGCGGCUGACCCUCAGCGAGAUCUGUGAGUUUAUUAGCCGCCGCUUUGCCUACUACCGAGAAAAGUUCCCGGCGUGGCAGAACUCCAUCCGGCACAACCUAUCGCUUAAUGACUGCUUUGUAAAAAUGCCACGAGAACCCGGCAAUCCCGGCAAAGGCAACUACUGGACCCUGGACCCCAUGUCGUCUGAUAUGUUCGAAAACGGUAGUUUUCUGCGCCGCAGGAAGCGCUUCAAGCGGCACCGCUUCUUCACCAAAGACGCAGAAACGCCGCUUCCGGGAUUCCAGCUCAGAUCUUACGCAUCGGCUUUACCUCUCCCUGCUUUAGAUCUGUACCUCGAGCGUUCACCUCCUCCUCGUCCACCUCCUCCUCCUCCUCCUCCACCCCCAGGCCUUGUCUCACCUGUCGGCAGUCUUUUACCUGCGCUGUCCACUCUUCUGAAAGGUUACCUUCCGCAUCCAUCACGCUCUCUCACACUCCAAUCCACACGCGGUCCUUUCUCUGACCCACAGCUUCCAACUCCUGCUGCACUUGCACCUUUUCCGCCGAGUUUUUACACCCUUCAGCAGGAAUAUCACAAACUGCAGGCUCUGCACAACACCGCGCUUACAACCAAACUUUUACAGCAAUUCGGUGACGCUACACUGUAAACAUAUUUAAAACGUUUUUAUCUAAUAUUCAUUGGUGUAGCCAAUAUCUGAGGACUUGACCAUAAACCAACAGGGUUAUAAAUAUAAAAGCGACAUUAAUAAACCCCAGACUUGUGGACUUAUCCAAGAAAGACUAUGGCAAAAGUCCUUUUUUUUCCCCCAAACGUUUUUUUUAAUGAUUAUGGACUGUAUUUCUUUGAACAAGGAACCCAGGAAAGUGUUGAUUAUUAUAGACUGUACUUCAUGUUCAUUCAUUCACCUUUUUGUCUGAAGCACAUGUUCAUCUGAAUAAUCUUAAAAAUAUCCUUUUCAGAAAGCAUUUAAAAUGAUUUGAAAUAACAUUGUAUAUGAAUUUUCCAUUUUCACCCAUUAAUGAUCAAAUUGUGCAUUUUGAUAACUUUGA
Messenger RNA from Tachysurus fulvidraco (yellow catfish), 1559 nucleotides. Its product is annotated as forkhead box protein D1-like. Gene Ontology annotation, biological process: cell differentiation; regulation of transcription by RNA polymerase II; anatomical structure morphogenesis. Gene Ontology annotation, molecular function: RNA polymerase II cis-regulatory region sequence-specific DNA binding; DNA-binding transcription factor activity, RNA polymerase II-specific. The record is from RefSeq and is a predicted model, not a curated record. The transcript has a single exon. The coding region runs from base 287 to 1156 and encodes 289 amino acids. NCBI's taxonomy places the organism in Eukaryota, Metazoa, Chordata, Actinopteri, Siluriformes, Bagridae.